AUGGCCGACAGUGGUAUUAAACAUUUCUCCGUUAUCGACAGCGAAUUUAGCAACAUAAGAGAAAGAUUCGAUGCCGAAAUGAAAAAAAUGGAAGAUGAAAUGACUAAAUUUCGUUCGGAACUCAUGAACAGAGAAAGCAAUUUUUUCAAAACAACAUCAAGGUAA
This is a messenger RNA of Pediculus humanus corporis (human body louse), 165 nucleotides long. RefSeq lists its product as uncharacterized. The record is from RefSeq and is a predicted model, not a curated record. Lineage: Eukaryota; Metazoa; Arthropoda; Insecta; Psocodea; Pediculidae. The transcript has 2 exons. Bases 1 to 165 code for a protein of 54 amino acids.